AUGUGGUUGGUGCGGAUCAUCCAUUUGCUGGGUAUAAUGGCCCUCUUUCCACUAUUGGGUUACUUUGGAGAAAGUGUUGAUGGGAGUGAUCUCAGCUACGGUGAUUAUUACGGCAAUGCCAGUGCCAGAAUGCUGCGAUUCCGCGAUUUCGAGCCUCGUCAGCAAAGUGGGAGAAUGGAUCUAAGUUUGGAGGAAAGGGAAAAUCCAGGAUUAGAACGCGAGGGUCGUGGCUUCCAUUUCCAUGCCAGCGGCGAGGAUGUCAGUGUCGAACUGGAGUUCAUUGUUCCGUUCCUUAAAGUUCCUGUGCAAAGGAGCAUGAAUCUGGCCCGUGAUGCUAUUCAGAACAUCUUAAAUUUGCGAACCGGAGCGAUCAUAAACACAGCAGUUGUGGUGGCUGCAGGAACGGUGAUUGCAGCAGUAGUACGAUUACUUAUAGCCCCUCUAGUAAUCACCUCUAUUGGCAAUGGAUAUGGCUACAAGUCGGAUUCAGAUAGAGGCAUGCGACGACUAACUGAUGUGGUGGAAUCACAAUUGGAGGAGCACAACAUUGACAUGUCCGUUUGCGUUCAGAGAAUUAUCUGCCAGUACUUGCAGAGGAAUCUUUCUUCAGGAUAUGCCAGGGCUCUAAAUGUUUUAGCUAGUUCACCCUGGCUUCAAUCGUUUGCUGAUGGAACUGCAGUAUUCCAUGCCAUCCAAUCCGCUAGGAGCAGUCGCAGUUGUACUCACACAUAUCACAGCUGUCGAUGGCCCAAUCACUUCAACUGGAAGUCUGGAGACUUACCACAAGUUCUUAAGUUCUUUAAUGGAUAA
Molecule: messenger RNA, 810 nt
Organism: Drosophila rhopaloa
Lineage: Eukaryota; Metazoa; Arthropoda; Insecta; Diptera; Drosophilidae
Exons: 3
Coding region: 1-810 (269 amino acids)
Source: RefSeq, a predicted model, not a curated record